Octopus sinensis (East Asian common octopus) is the source of this 2123-nucleotide messenger RNA. RefSeq names its product ubiquitin-conjugating enzyme E2 A. NCBI's taxonomy places the organism in Eukaryota, Metazoa, Mollusca, Cephalopoda, Octopoda, Octopodidae. The transcript is spliced from 2 exons. The record is from RefSeq and is a predicted model, not a curated record. Gene Ontology annotation, biological process: proteasome-mediated ubiquitin-dependent protein catabolic process; protein polyubiquitination; DNA repair. Gene Ontology annotation, molecular function: ubiquitin conjugating enzyme activity. Bases 525 to 1007 code for a protein of 160 amino acids. Gene Ontology annotation, cellular component: HULC complex.
AAAAUAAAUAAAUCCGAAAGCGGAAGUGACACUCAGGCGUCAUUGUUGUUGACUUUGAGGAACAAAGUUAUUAAUUUCCAUUAUUUAGAGAAAGAGAGAGCGAAGACAGCACCAACCCAGAGGAUUUACCAAAUUCUAUACACCCACAUAUAUACAGCAGAAACACCAACUGGUAUUCUAUGGGGAUCAGCACUGAACAGUUGUCGGAAAUGGCAUAAAUUGAAUUGAUGAAUCGAUUGAAAGUAAGGAAGUGGUGUCUCCCGAAAACACCGUCUUGCUGAAGCAACAUCCGUCUAGUUUUCUUCCGAGUGUGGAGAAUAGAACUGAAAAACUUCCGCUCGUCCGGAAACUUGGAAUUUACUGGAAAGGAUAUUUUUUAUCGUUUACCGACGGCCUUUAUUUUUCUGUUUCCCCCCUCGAAAAAAAACAAACAAAACAAAAUAAAAUAUAUAUAUAUAUAUAUAUAUUCGCAACACCAAAAACUAUUUAACUUUCUGUAAUUGGUUACCUGAUAUUGCGAGAAAAUGUCUACACCUGCUCGUCGUCGUUUAAUGAGAGAUUUUAUGAGACUGCAAGACGACCCACCCGCCGGAGUGAGCGGAGCACCGACCGAUAACAACAUCAUGUUGUGGAAUGCAGUGAUUUUCGGCCCGACAGACACACCCUUCGAGGACGGUACCUUCAAACUGACCAUCAAAUUCACAGAGGAAUACCCGAAUAAACCCCCGGCCGUACGUUUCUCUUCUAAAAUGUUCCACCCUAAUAUAUAUGCUGACGGUAGCAUCUGCUUGGACAUUCUCCAGAACCGAUGGAGUCCUACAUACGAUGUGUCUUCUAUACUGACUUCUAUCCAGUCGUUGUUAGACGAACCCAACCCAAACAGUCCUGCCAAUAACCUGGCCGCCCAACUCUAUCAGGAAAAUCGACGAGAGUACGAGAAACGAGUAAAGGCCAUAGUGGAAGAGAGCUGGAUUUACCAAGGCAACGGAGCUACUUCAUCGGAAUAAUAAUAAUAAUAAUAUUAAUAAUGAACACUUGUGUGUCUUGGUUGCAUUCUUGUCCAACAUUGAAUGUUAGAUAAAUUCAUUCUCUCUCUACUGACUUUUGGGUUCGUUCUCUCUGAAUCCUGCCACGUAACAAAAAAAAAAAAAACAUAAAAAAAAGCACAAAUACAAAAAGAAAACAGAAAAAUCCGAAGAAAACAAUUCUUAAAAAAAAUAAAAGAAGACUUCAUCUCUUAUCAUUUAUUUUUGAAUUUUCAAGUUCCAAAAAAUCUGGUUGUUACAAAAUGAAAAAACUUGCCAACAUACAAACUUAGUCAACACUAUCACACACACACACACAUACAUACACACAGCAUUUAUUUCAGAAACAUAUCUAUUACACUUCUAAAUUGCAUCAUCAAUAUGUUGGUUUUAUGUCAAAUGACUGGGUGUGUGUGGGAUGUGGGAGUGGUGAGUAAGUAAAUGUAUUUGAUUAGAUUCUUCACUCUUUUAUUGUUGUUAUUGUCACUAACACUUGGUUAUCUCCAACAUUUAUAUAGCCCGCAACCUGCUCAAUUAGUCAGCCCUCAUACCAUAGAUGACGAACUAAGAACAUAAGCCUUUAAAUGGUCACUCCAUUCUCUUGCCACAAGUAGAGGAGUUAAGCCCAGAUCUGAUCGGUUCAGUACGUUCUCUAACAGGAGUUUUAGACUCACAGACAGUACUUACCAAAGACAGAGGAGUUAAGCGUAGUCAUCCACAUUUAGUCAAUACUCUCACUAUUGAUUCAGUUAAUAUAGACCCUGAUAUUUUUAGACAAUAUUCUAGGCACAAAUUGAAGGGUAAGGGUCAGCUUGGACGUACUCAGACAAGAAUGCUCCUAGCAGACUGUAGAGUUUAUGUCAGCCGUGUUUAAUUAGACGAUAGUCUCAUCUGAAAGCAAAGGGUUAGAUAAACUCUGAUUUGCUCAUUUAGACAAUACUCUCACUAAAACCCGAGGAGUUAGAUGAAACUCUGACCUAGGUAUUACUCUCACCACAGACUGCAAAACCUCAAAGAAAAACUUUAUAUCAAGAAAGAAUCUUUUUCUGUAUUUGUUUCAUUGGAAAGUAAUUACAGUUUUUCAUUCCAGUAAUGCAA